AGUAUUUUACCUGGAGUGAGGUUCUUUUUAUUGACAUUUGUAUGUUGGGUAACUAAGUUAAUGAACAAGUCAUGGCAGAUAAUGAAGUAUGUGCCGGUUGUCUCAGAGAUAAUGAAGAAGAGAUUGCUGUCCUGUGGUGUAAUGAUUGUGAGGAACCUGUGUGUCGACCUUGCGGUAAAGCCCAUAGAAGAUUUGCCAUACCCCAUGACGUCAUUGACAUAAAAGAUAUAUCAAACGUUAGCAAAACCAUGUCCAAAAUUUGCAAAGAACAUGCCGGACAGAAAUUAAUCUUUUUUUGUGUAAAUCACGAUAAAAUAUUGUGUCCUGCUUGUUUAUCUGAAUUACAUCAGGAGUGUGAUAUUAACCAUAUAGAGAAAGCUGCCAAAGGAAUCAAGGAUAGCUCAGCAAUACAUGAUCUCAAAGAACGAAUACACAACCAGAAAGGUGUCAUAGAAAAAGUGAAAGAAGAAUAUAAUGGGCUGUCUAGCAAGAUAGGCCACGACAAGAAGCAGCAACAUGAACGACUAAAACAAUUACGUUCAACCAUUGAAGACCGUUUGAAUCAAUUGGAUAAAAAUAUAGAUACCCAUUAUAACCAAAGUGUUGAAAAAAUAUCAAGCAACACAGAACAAUUGACGUCUCUAGCACAAACAACGCAAGCCAACCUGCAAGAUAUUGAAAAGGCAGAAACCGAAGAAAGUGAAGUAAACUUAUUUCAUCUCGUGAAACAUCUCGACACCAGUCAAUUGUCAGAUGAGGAAAAUCUUCAGUUUUUAGGGAAUGAUAUAAGCAAUAUGUCGUUACAGUUUAUUCCUGAGAAUUUCAUUGAAAAGGUUGACGCAAUGUUAAAUGAAUUUGGUAAUUAUGAUCAAACCACGUCAUUAAAAAGCCAGCAAAGUGGGACUAGGACCAGGCAGUCACAAUUACGCGUGCAUUUAGAUGAACAACAAAUCCUUAAUCAAACAAGAAUAUUUCACGCAGGGGAGUCUACUAAAUUUUAUGCAUGCUGCUUCAGCGACGACAACAAGGUUGGAGUAAUCGAAGAGCAAUCAGUUAUUGACGAUCAUUCUGGUCCUUUCAGUUUUACAACUGAAACUAUAUACUUGCGAAUCAUAAACCCGAAGGAUUGCAAGUCUCGCGCUUUCAAACUUGACCGUAAAUAUAAUUUUAUAUGUAAAGAUACUAUUUGUUGGUUCGAUCGAAACAACAUACUGAUUGUUGAAAAUAAUUAUGUUCACGUUAUUGACCUAGAAUUAGAGGAUAUUUAUCGUACAAUUAAAGUAAUCCACUUUAAUGGUAGUUUGGCAACAUGCAAAUGGAUAACUUGUAUCGAAAGUCAGAUUUUGGUAUUUUGUGAUGACAAAUGGAUUUCUUGGAUAGAUUACAAUGGAAAAAGUGUGAAAAGGGUUGAAUUUGAAAAGGAUGUUUAUGAUCUAGAUAUAUUUGAUAAUAAAGUAUACUGUACGUUCAAGAACUUAAACGAUAUCAAAUACACAACGUUCACUAAUGCUACUCAAACAUGUUACACUAGCUUAGAUCUGAGAAAAAGCUGUAGAAUUGCAGCUGGUGAUAAUCUGAUAUUUCUCAUGGAGAAGGAAAGAAACACCAUCUAUAGAAUAGAUCUCAAGACCAAACAACGUUCUACGUUUCAUAAGGACGAGAUCACUAACCCAACACAUAUACAUCUUAAUAAUAAGACGAAAGAACUAGCAGUGACAUUUGAUGAAGGGAACAGUUUGAAAAUCUUUAGUGUAGGUAUGUAAAAUGGAAAUAACGUAUCUGGUGCAGACAAAUUGUUGUGUUUUUAGAAAUUUCAUGAUAGUGAUUUAAUAAAACAAUGACGUUAAGGAA
Messenger RNA from Mytilus californianus (California mussel), 1851 nucleotides. RefSeq lists its product as uncharacterized. The record is from RefSeq and is a predicted model, not a curated record. Bases 72 to 1763 code for a protein of 563 amino acids. The transcript is spliced from 2 exons. NCBI's taxonomy places the organism in Eukaryota, Metazoa, Mollusca, Bivalvia, Mytilida, Mytilidae. Gene Ontology annotation, molecular function: zinc ion binding.